AUGGGAUUCAGAUCGCUGCUCGGUUUGAGCUCACUGCUCCUCUCUGGGGUCGUCCUUGGACAGACCGCUUCCAUUGAUCCCGAGACUAUUCUUGGACCUAUUUCCCCAGUAUCAGGAGACAGUGGAAGAUACAUCGUCAAGUUCUCCGGGGCCGGUUCAGCGAAGUUCAGGAAGCGUGAUGGCACUCCGGACUCCGAAGGCUUCUUCGCCACCCUGGCGGAAUCUGGCAAGGACGCCUCGCCUGCUGUGAGCUUCAACUCCCAGCUUUUCCAUGGUGCUUCGUUCGACCUCAAGAAUGGCUCCGCCGAUUCUGUCGCGGACAUCCAAGCUUUGCCUGAGGUUGAGAAGGUCUGGCCAGCUGCUCUCUUCAGUAUUCCUGUUACCGGCAAAGCCGUUGUCGAGUCUCAGUUUCCCACCUGGAACCCCCAUAACGACACCAACGUGGGGCUAGCACAUGCUAAUGGGUAUCUCGGCCAAGAUGUCGUCGUGGCCGUUGUUGACACUGGAAUUGAUUACAACCAUCCCGCUCUCGGUGGUGGCUUAGGCUCUGGAUUCAAGGUUGAGAGCGGCUUCGACUUCGUUGGAGACGACUACGUACCAGGUGACAUCUACAUCCCAGACGAGGACCCUAUGGAUUGCAACGGCCACGGUACUCACGUUGCUGGUAUUAUUGCUAGUAGCAACGAGUUCGUUCCAGGCGUUGCACCAUCUGCGAAGCUGCGUGCCUACAAGGUCUUUGGAUGCGGUGGCAGCACUUACGAGGAUGUCAUCAUCGCUGGCUUUCUGCGGGCCCAUGAAGAGGGUGCUGAUAUUGUCAGUGCAUCUCUUGGAUCCAAUCGCGGCUUCGUAGACACUCCCCUUGCUGAGGUGGCGACGGCUAUCCAAGCUGCUGGCACCUUUGUGUCGAUUGCAGCAGGGAAUGCAGGUGAAACUAAUGGACCUUGGUACACAAGCAGUGGUGGCAACGGCAUCGGCAGCACCACUGUUGGCAGCGUCGAACAUGACGAGCUGGUGGCCUGGACCUUGAUUGCGCGCUCCAGCAAUGGUGAAUCCAGAGAGAUCAUCUAUCUCGCGGACAACGGAGUGCAAUGGAAUGUCAAUGGUUCAUUCCCAGCGUCGUGGCCUUCGGACCCUCGAGACCAUACUGCAUGCGGAUACCCUUCUGCCAUCCCAGAGACAAAUGUUCUGGUCAUUCCGCGCGCCGAUUGUGGAUGGCAAAGAACGGACAGCGGAUUAAUGGGUAAGGUUGACUGGGUCUUGAUCUACAACUACGAGGGUUCCGAUUGGGAGAUUCCCGCUCGAGUUCGCUACAACGCUGAAGAACAGCCCAAAGGAUACAGCUUGAUCACCUACACGGACGGAGAUUGGCUCGUGAAGCAACACGAGAACAACCAAACUGUUACUUUCGACUUCGUGAACGACAACAGACCCGCUGCAAUUGAUCGGCCAUCAUUCGCCGGGGGCAGAAUCGACCAAUUCACGUCUUGGGGUCCGACAUUGGAUGCUCGGAUGGCUCCUCAAAUUUCCGCUCCAGGCGGCUCUAUCUUCUCAACCUUCCCGCUUGGCUCAGGUGGCUGGGCCACGUUUUCCGGCACAAGCAUGGCUACUCCCUAUAUUGCUGGCGUUGCAGCUUUGUUCUUUGCCGCCAAUGGUGGUAAAGCUGCCCUGGGUGACGGAGGAGCCAAGCUGGCCCACGAAAAGAUUGUUGCCAGUGGCAAACCUAUCCGUCACUACGACGGCACAGAUGCUUUGGCCUCGGUUGUACACCAGGGUGCUGGCUUGGUCGACGCCUUCAAAGUCGUCGGUUACUCGACUACGGUCAGCCCAGCUACUCUCAACCUCAACGACACUGAUCAUUUUCAAAGCACUCAUGAGGUCAAGGUUACCAAUGCUGGGGAUGAGUCGGUGACUUAUCAGUUCUAUCAUGAGGCUGGGACCACAAUUUUCUCCAAGGGCGCAGGAGAUGCAUGGAUCUCGCUGUCUCCACCAUAUGCCACUGACGAGUCCAAUGUUGCAACUGUCGACUUCUCUACUACUGAGAUAACUUUGGGGCCAGGAGAAAGUGGUACUUUUUCUGUCGCAUUUUCUGAGCCAUCCGCGUCUGAGGCUAUCAAGCUUCCUGUCUACGGUGGCUCUAUCAUGAUUGUAGGAUCUCAUGGAGAAGCUGUUCGCGUCACUUACAUGGGCGUUAAGGGAUCCAUCUAUGCCAGUGACAUUUGGGAGAUGGAACGUGGUGUUCCUCUGCUUCUCAGCGGAUACGGAGGUCUCAUGGAAGAGGGUCACAACUAUACGUUCGAAGAGGGAGGGGACGUCAUGCAACCCUACUUCAACGUUCUCUGGUCCACUCGAGAAAUCAGUUUCGAUUAUGUUGCCCGCGAUUGGAACGAGUCAGACUGGGUUUACCCCCCGGUUCCAGGCCAGAACAAGUACCUCGGCUCAUUCAUCACUGAGCCCUCCGGCCUCUCCGAAACCAUCACGAGCUUCCCUUUCAAGAACUAUCCUCGCAACAGUGGAGGUGUCUACGCCAAGCCACAGAACAAGUUCGCACACGGGGAAGAUAUCCCUGCCGGUGAAUACAAGCUCCUCUGCCGCACUCUUCGCACCUUCGGCGACCCCAACAACCUCAACGACUGGCAGUACAAGGUAUCCCCCUGGUUCCGGGUAACAAGGGAGAAGCCUCCGGUCACCGAGACCCCCGUUCCCACAACGGCUGAAGCUACUCCGGUGCCGACUUCCACAGUCAGCGUACCCGAGCCCUGCGCCGCUACAGCAACUCCCGUCAGCAUUCAAGCGUCUCUUGCCUCCGGAGAGGGCCCAUACAACCUUUACCUCUACUCUGAUUUCGCUGCCAUCGAUCUAGCUGGAACAAAAGCCUCCUUGAACUUCACUCUGACGAGUGAUACACAUGUUCAGACCUGGCUCGACUCUUCUUACAAGUUCUUCUCGGUGCAUACCAACACCAACAGUCUGAUAUACACAUACACAGCGGGUAGAGUGUCUGGGGCUUACUCGUUCCUUGAAUGUGCCGUCGUAGAUGGCGCUUUGCAGUGCGAGUCCAAUGGCAAGAAGGCACUGUAUGUCUGCGACAGUGGAAGUGGUCUGCUCCGCCAUGGCACUGAGCCAUUGGAUAGCUGCCAAGCAGUCACAUUGACAGUUGGCCCUCGAGAGAACCCAAAUUGUGCCACCGCCACCACUUCGGCCGGAGCGACGGGGAUAACAGCAGUGCCCACUACAUUCUCAACCGCCGUGGCGACUGCAUCCUUGUCUUGA
Molecule: messenger RNA, 3270 nt
Organism: Colletotrichum siamense
Lineage: Eukaryota; Fungi; Ascomycota; Sordariomycetes; Glomerellales; Glomerellaceae
Gene: vpr-4
Product: Minor extracellular protease vpr
Exons: 11
Coding region: 1-3270 (1089 amino acids)
Biological process (GO): proteolysis
Cellular component (GO): cytosol; membrane; cell wall
Molecular function (GO): tripeptidyl-peptidase activity; serine-type endopeptidase activity
Source: RefSeq, a predicted model, not a curated record